This is a messenger RNA of Arvicanthis niloticus (Nile rat), 3225 nucleotides long. It is a transcript of the gene Amigo3, whose product is annotated as adhesion molecule with Ig like domain 3. The record is from RefSeq and is a predicted model, not a curated record. Gene Ontology annotation, biological process: brain development. Lineage: Eukaryota; Metazoa; Chordata; Mammalia; Rodentia; Muridae. Gene Ontology annotation, molecular function: protein binding. Gene Ontology annotation, cellular component: membrane.
UCCUAGAUAGGGGAGGGUGCGUAGGUAGCAGGAAGGCUGUGAGCCUGUGUGAACAUGAUCUCCACGUGGGGAUAGGGGGCCAUCCAGAGGCCUCUCUCAUUAUUAUGCCGUCAUUCUUUUCACCUUACUGCUUACCAACCCUCUCAAGUUCUAGGACCCACAUGACCUGUAUACCAGUUUAAAGAGAAGGGUGCUGUUGAUGGCUUAGAGGAUAAAGGUGCUUGCUACCCAAUGACAACCUGAAUCUGAUUCCCAGAAUAGGAGAAACCCCACCUUCAUGAGUGCUCACAUACACACAAAUAAGUAAAUCUAAAAGGGGAGGCGUGAGGCCUCCGCCUAACCCAUUAUACAUUAAUUCCUUCAAGGACUGAAGACAUUCUCCCCUAAGUCCUUUUGCUCUUCAAGAGGGAAGUCAGGCUUCCAGCCUAGCAAACUGGGACACUGGGGCCCUCUAGUGGCCACAUUAGCGUCUCAAGUGCCAAGUGAUAUGGUUGCUCCGCCCCUUAACAGCAGGAGCCAAUGGGAACUUGGGUCCCCGCCCCUGAGCGGUCAUUUCCUAGCUAGUACUUAGAAUCCAGUCAGAAAGCUCUUGCAGAAGCUAGCGGGAGCUGGAAGAAGGGCUGCAGCUCCACCUUACAACCCCAGACCAGAAGAGCAGGGCUUCUCUGCCGGCUGGGCAGGUGGGACCAGCAUUGUGCCUCUCAAGCCAUGGGCCAUAGUGAACCGCAAUCAGCAAGCCUGAACAGAAGUAGGUGAGUCUUGCAGCUGUUGACCUGCACUGAGCUGUCCCCACCUCUUCCCUGGUGGUCACUGCCAUGGCCCGGCUGGUGCUAUCAGGCAUACUACUGUGCAUGCUGGGUGCUGGAUCAGGCACUUCAGAUUUGGAGGAUGUUCUGCCUCCUGCUCCCCACAGCUGCCCCAAUAAAUGCAUUUGUGCUGCCGAUGUGUUGAGCUGUGCAGGCCGUGGGUUACAGGACUUGCCGGUAGCACUGCCGGUCACUGCUGCAGAACUUGAUUUGAGCCACAAUGCACUCAAACGCCUGCACCCGGGGUGGUUAGCGCCCCUCUCGCGGCUGCAUGCCUUGCACCUAGGCUACAAUAAGUUGGAUGUCCUGGGUCAGGGUGUGUUCACCAAUGCCAGUGGCCUGAGGAUACUCGAUCUAUCAUCUAAUAUGUUGAGGACGCUCCAUACCCAUGACCUGGAUGGACUGGAGGAGCUGGAGAAGUUACUUCUGUUCAAUAACCGCCUGGUUCACUUGGACUUGGAUGCCUUCCAGGGCCUGAGCAUGCUCAGUGACCUCUAUCUCAGCUGCAAUGAACUCUCCUCUUUUUCUUUCAACCACUUGCAUGGUCUGGGGUUAACCCACCUGCGCACUCUGGACCUCUCCUCCAAUCGGUUGAAACAUAUCUCCAUCCCUGAAUUGGCCGCACUGCCAACUUAUCUCAAGAACAGGCUCUACCUGCACAACAACCCACUGCCCUGUGACUGCAGCCUCUACCACCUGCUCCAGCGCUGGCACCAGCGGGGCCUAAGUGCUCUGCACGAUUUUGAACGUGAGUACACAUGCUUGAUCUUUAAGGUAUCAGACUCUCGAGUGCGCUUCUUUGAGCACAGCCAGGUCUUCAAGAACUGCUCAGUGGCUGUAGCUCCAGGCUUAGAACUGCCCGAAGAGCAGCUGCACACACAGGUGGGCCAGUCCCUGCGGCUCUUCUGCAACACCAGUGUGCCUGCUGCACGAGUGGCCUGGGUGUCCCCGAGAAACGAGCUGCUUGUGGCGCCAGGCUCUCAGGAUGGCAGCAUCGCUGUGUUGGCCGAUGGCAGCUUGGCCAUAGGCAGGGUGCAAGAACAGCACGCAGGUAUCUUUGUGUGCCUGGCAAGUGGGCCCCGCCUGCACCACAACCAGACGCUUGAGUACAAUGUGAGUGUGCAAAAGCCUCGCCCCGAGCCAGAGGCUUUCAACACGGGCUUCACCACACUGUUGGGCUGCAUCGUGGGCCUGGUGCUGGUGCUGCUCUACUUGUUUGCACCACCCUGUCGUGGCUGCUGUCGCUGUCGUCGGUGGGCCUGUUGCAACUGUUGCUGGCCCCGGGCAUCCAGUCCACUCCAGGAGCUGAGUGCACAGUCCUCAGUGCUCAGCACUACGCCGCCAGAAGCACUCAGCCGUAAAGCCAGUGUCCACAAGCAUGUGGUCUUCCUGGAGCCGGGCAAGAAAGGCCUCAAUGGCCGUGUGCAGCUAGCAGUAGCUGAGGACUUCGAUCUGUGCAACCCCACAGGCCUGCAACUCAAGGCUGGCUCUGAGUCAGCCAGUUCCACGGGCUCAGAGGGUCUCAUGAUGAGCUAGACUGCCUGGGAGUCCCCACACGGCCAUAGGCCUCCUGCCGCUUGCCCUAUUUGCUGCUGCAGUCUAGAGAACUGACACGCUGCUGGGACUUACUGUGCCUGGUCCCACAACUGCAUGUGAGCCUUGACCUUACCAUAACAGUCCUACACACUGGUAAAGGGGUUGAGACCCCCUCACUUGCUUCUUGUUCUGCCUAGCUCAGGACAAGGCCUCAGACUACUAAAGCCUGCUUCCCCUAGGACUUCAGAGUGACCAAAUGUCCCACUGAGAUUACAGACCAAGCCAAUCUGGUUAAAAAAAAAAAAAAAUCCCUUGCAUCAGAGUCCUGGGACCACCUCCAGGAGUUAAUGCAGAUGUCAAGGUGUGGUAUAGAAGGGUCAACAUGCCACUUUCUCCUGCCCUGCCCAAGGAGGGAGAUGACAGCUCAGAAGAUCCAGCUCCCACUCUAAGAUGGAAGAAAUGAGUCCUCCCUCUACUGAGAGAGGACCCAGUCUACUGCCAUCCAGCCUCCUGGAACCUUUGCAACUCCUGUGGAGUCUGGAGUCUGGGGGGGGGGGUGUGCACAUCUCCUGCGGGACACUCCUGUAAGAAUAGCCCUGCUGUUUUUAGCUGCAGGCAGAUCCAAUCCUGCAGGCUCAUACCUCAGCAGGAAAAAGCAGAGAUAGGUGACUGAUCUGGGCCUCAUGUCUCUGGAGAGCAGGAGGCCUCUCAAGGACUGGCACUCAUCGCAACCUAAUGGCUAACCAGAGCCCUCAGUUCAAGCCUCUGGCACUCCCACUGCAGAUGGUAUGGAAGAUGGUCAGCACCUCUCCCAUGAUGAGUGACAGCUCUGUCCUAGAUGACUACUAAGGCAUUUUGUAAUAAAAGUGGUACAUGUUCAUUG